AUGGAAAUAGAACACAAAACUUUUUGGGCUGUGAAAAAAUGCAAUCUGGAUUACAAUGAAGCAGGGAAGAAAAGAAUAUUACAACUCCAAGAGUUAGAUGAAAUAAGAUUGGAAGCCUAUAAAAAUUCAAGAAUAUAUAAAGAAAAGGUGAAGAAAUUUCAUGAUAUGAAGACUCUUAGGAACGAGUUCACAUUUGGGCAAAAGGUUCUCCUCUAUAAUUCCAAAAUGAAACUUAUUGCUGGCAAAAUAAGAUCCAAAUGGGAAGGUUCCUACACUAUUGUCAAAGUAUUUCCCCAUGGAGCGGUAGAAAUAAAAAAACCAGAGAUUGAGAAGAGUUCCAAAGUUAAUGGCCAUCAAUUGAAGAUCUUUCAUGAAAAGCAACCAUCAGACUUUGAGAAGAGCACAAUGCCCUUCAAGGAACCUGUCAUGGAAGAACAACCACCAUAA
Molecule: messenger RNA, 447 nt
Organism: Vigna unguiculata (cowpea)
Lineage: Eukaryota; Viridiplantae; Streptophyta; Magnoliopsida; Fabales; Fabaceae
Source: RefSeq, a predicted model, not a curated record